Misgurnus anguillicaudatus (oriental weatherfish) is the source of this 3990-nucleotide messenger RNA. RefSeq names its product dynein regulatory complex subunit 11 (gene drc11). The record is from RefSeq and is a predicted model, not a curated record. Gene Ontology annotation, molecular function: protein binding; ATP hydrolysis activity; ATP binding. NCBI's taxonomy places the organism in Eukaryota, Metazoa, Chordata, Actinopteri, Cypriniformes, Cobitidae.
UAAUAUAGGCUAUAUUAGAAGAAUAUUUUGCUGUAGGUCGGUAAUGAUCUCUCACAAAUGCAGUACUGUAUCUAAACUGCACAUGAACCUGUAACUUAACUGUUUGGAUUCACUCCAAGGAUGUCGCACAGUUCCUCCCCAGAUCCCCUCACCCCCUCUCCUGCUCUAACUGUGCCGUCCCCUCCUUUGAUUUUGCCAUCCCUACAAUUUGAGUAGCUCUUGGCAGUGCUAAUGCCCAGAGGGGAACAAUACUGUAUGGCCCUAUCAGAAUAAGAAAAGAAGGUGGUUUCACCCUCGCCAUGAACUCUUUCAACAAUCACAAAAGGAGCACCCACUCACAAGCGAGUCAAAGAGUUCAUACGGCCGAAUGUGGGCUGCUGCUCAGGGAGCCCUGGAGAACCUUUUGGAGGAUGAGUAUCCAACAACGCAACCCCGUCCUCAAAAGGAUCGCCACCAGGUGUUUCAGACGCUGGCCACUUUCUACCUGCGCUACCUAAAGAUAUUUCGUGCCCUGGAAGAGGUUUAUGAUCAAAUUGUUCACCCACAGAAGAGAAGUGUGGUGCGCCAGGUUCUCCAGGGUGUGAUGGGAAGACUUGUAGAGCUGAAGAAUGAGAUGGUGGAGCUGGAGUACUCAGAGUUUCACUAUUUUGAUGACAUAUUGCAAGACUUCAAGAUGACACCUGAGGACCUUGAGGUGCCUAUUCCCCGUUAUUUUGUAAGGGAGAGAAUAAGGGCACUAAAAGAGAGAGAGAAAAUGCUGACUCAUAUUUUAACAUCAGGAGGACAUCAGGAAAAUUCAACAGCCACCGUUCAGGCCAUGUCUGUGGAGCGAGCCGUGUGGUUGCUGCAAGUCAGCGAGCGAGCUCGGCAGGGAAGGUUAAGAGCUCAUUUCAUGAAAAAGAUUCGGCAGGAAGAACAAAGACUGCAGAUGGAUAGUUCCAGCAUUGUGAACCCUGAUCUGGCAGCCACAUGCAUUCAGAAGGUGUGGCGAGGGUACCGAGACAGGAAGAGGGUCAACAAAGAACGUCUAGAAGAGAUGAUAUUUCUAGGAAUGAUACCAGCCCAGCAUCCGACACCCAGCCCUGCCCAUCUACGAGCCCAGCAGGUGAAAGGCAGCAGGCACAGGGUGCAAGAGGAACAUGAAGUUGAGUACCAGAAAGCCCUGGUCAGCAUCAAGGAGUCUGUGCAAACUGUGGACGGACCCGAUAUUAAGGAAACCCUGCAAGAACAAAUACGCCAGUGGUUUAUUGAGUGUCGAGAUGCAACAGGGAAGUUCCCUGAUUUUCCGAGUGCUGAAGAUGGAGGAUCUGCAUCCAUAUUUGCUCAGAAGACACCAGAACAGGUUGCUGCUGAACUCGCGGCUAAGGAAGAAGAGAGGGAGAAGAAGAAAAAGUUGAAGGCGGAAAAAGACAAAAAAGGGAAUGACCGCAAAGAAAAGAAGAAAGAGAAGAAAGGAAAGAUGAAAGGAAAAAAGGGGAAAGGAGAUCCAGAGGAGGAGGAGCAGGGAUGGAAGAUGACUCCUAGUAACUUCCUUCCUACGGUAGUCGAGGGAGCAAAACUGUACAAAGAAGUUUGGCAUAACCGUGAUGAGAAACAGAACUUCCUUCAGCGUUUUGAUCCUCAGUUGGUGCGAGAGGAGAAAAGAUUGGAGGUUGAAGAGGAGCUUAGAGUUCAGGUGGAUGAACUGAUGAGGCAGGAACUAAAGAACCUUAAGCUGGUCGUGGACAGAGAAAAGGGAAAGAAAAAGAAAAAAGGAAAGAAAAGCAGCAAAAAGAAAAAGAAGAAAGGAAGAAAGACUGGAAAAAAGAAGAAGAAAAAGGAGAAAGAUCUCACCGCUGAUAGGUCAAUAGAAUCCCUGUAUGAGGAGCUUGUACUAGAAGGCUUCAUAAUUAGACCGAUGAAUGUCAAGUUAUCAGACUACAUAGGUGAAUACAGUUACCUAGGGACAACCUUACGGCAAGCAGAUAUUGAGCCCAUGCCAUCACUUUCUGACAUCAGACAGCUCGUCGCACUUUAUGGCAUCCUGCCUCUGGGCUCUCAAUGUGUCCAUGAGAGAGGACCCCUGAUCCGCUCGCUGCUGCUUGCCGGCCCCGCAGGUGUGGGAAAGAAGAUGUUGGUCCAUGCCUUAUGCACCGAGACUGGGGCGAACCUAUUCAACCUUUCCCCUACAGCACUGGCUGGCAAAUAUCCGGGCAAGAGCGGACUGCAGUACCUUCUGCACAUGGUUUUCAAGGUGGCUCGGCAGCUGCAGCCCUCGGUCAUUUGGAUAGGAGACGCUGAGAAAACAUUUUACAAGAAGGUUCCAAAGCUGGAGAAAGAGAUGGAACCCAAAAGGCUGAAGAAAGUUCUACCAAAGGUCCUGAAAUCUAUUAAGCCAGAAGACCGUGUUUUGCUUGUGGGGACAACACACAGACCUUUUGAUGCAGAUAUCAAACCUUUUUGUAAAGUUUACAAGAAAAUCAUUUUGAUCCCUAGACCGGAUUAUGCAUCAAGACUUGCUCUCUGGAAGGAGCUGCUUCAUGCAAGAGGUGCUCAGCUGAGUCCCAAGCUGGACUUGAGCUCUUUAGCAAAGGUCACAGAUGGAUACACACAGGGUCAUAUCGUUCAGGCAAUCCAGACUGUCCUGAGCUCUCACCGCCUCAGCCAGCAGACCAAGAGACCCUUUACUGCUGUGGAGUUCAUCCCCCCUCUUGCACGGCAAGACCCUGUUUACAAAGAAGAGGAGGAGGCCUUUAAGGCUUGGUACAGCCGGUCACCUCUGGGCAAGAAACGGGCAAGAGCAGCCAGGGCCAGUGAAGAGGAGGCGAACCCGAAGAAAGGAAAGAAAAAAGGAGGGAAGAUACAGAAGAAAGGAAAGGAUGUAAAAGGCAAAAAGAAAAAGUGAAGGAGCGCCCCUUUUCAUGGAUUUCGUGCAAUUAAGAUUAAUGUUUACAUGGUUGUUUAAAAACAAGAAAAAUUGCUGCAGUUCAUCUUUUGGCCAGCAGAGAGCAUUAGAAGAUUUUCUAAUGUGAACUCCGAUGCUCUAUAUACUGUAUGUUCAUUACUAACAUUUUAAAUUAUCAUUUAUUUAGCACGCUUUUAUCCAACUAGAGAGAAUUUAACAUUUAGUUUAAUUUCACAGAAUUUAUGAUAAAUUUAUGUAUUUUAUAAAAUGUAAACUGCACCCCCCAAACCCAAACCAUUUCGUGCCCCCCAGUUUGAGAACAACUGAUGUAGUGGGAGUAAACUGGACAGGACAUGAAAUGUUAAUAAUCAUGUGUGUGUCUCUAUAAAUAUCAUGAUAGUCACGAGACAUGCAAAACCAAUGAGGGGGUCACUGUAUGCUCAUUAUGUGUUAAAACUUUAUCAACACAAAAAAAUUGUUGUUCAUUUUGAAACAUUAUGAUCUUCAGUGGUACUAUCUGCCAGAAGGGCUGCACUGCGACAUCCCUGCUCAGUGUCUCAAGCAACUGACCCACUUCUUUUCAGACUCCCACUUCUCAUGGGAGCAGAUGACUAUUUUAAAUUCCUUAAUUCUAUGUAAUGUCUUUACUGUCCAUCAUUGGUGACUCUGUCCUCGCCCUCUUUGCCUAGGUUAUUCCUGGGCCCUUCCUCUCUCCCCUUGAUUUGCUUUUGGUUCGACUUUUUCCCACUCUGCUGUUCUGAUCUUGCCCUUCCCCAUCCCCUCCUCCUCCUCACGGGGUUUAUGGGGCAUGACAAACACACUCACCUCAAUGUGCUCUUUGUAGCUUGAGCUCACAUCUAAUUGAAUUAUUCAGGAGUGCGUGUGUGAGUAUCUUCUAACCCGGAGAACAGCCCGUAAGCUGGGUGAUAUGUUAAAAGGAGUGUUUUUCCUUGACAUGCUAAUUUAAACGAGAGAAAUGUUGAUGUGCACUUGCUCGAGUGGAGUGUCUCAUAUUUGCACACCUAAUUAUUGAAAAUAAAAAGACGGUUUAUCAUUUCCUGCUGUAUCCUCGUACUGUUUUUAAUUAAAUGCCUAGUUUGACUGUG